AUGAGCGCAGACUCUACUGCUGCUUCAUUUGCCUGCAGCAGCAGAAACAGCUGCAGCAACACCUGCAGCAGCAACGGCUGCGAGAAGCCUCAAUGUCCGCGCCGCCGCCGCCGCAGCAGCAGCAGCAGCAACUGCAGCAGCAGCAGUAGCAGCAGCAGCAGCAACGCGCGGCUGUCCAUUCAAUUGGAGCGUAACUUCACCCAGCAGCAGCAGCAUCACCAGGUUCUCGCCUUGCUGCUGCUGCUGCUGCUGCUGCUGCUGCUGCUCCCGCUGCUGGCGCCGCUGCACACACCUAUAGCUGCUGCUGCUGCUGCUGCGGCUCAGCAAUGGGCUCGGGGGGGCAUCCGGCUCCGAGGGCUGCAGCAGCUACAGCAGCAGCAACAGCACGGCAGAACUAUCGGGUUCAGCAACAGCAGCAACAGCAGCAACGGCAGCGACAGCCGCAGCAGCAGCAGCGACAGCAACAACAGCAGACACAGCAGCAACAUCAGCAACAUCAGCAACGGCAGCAACAGCAACAACCAGAUCCUUGUGGGCUGCAGCGGCUUACUCCGCAGCAGCAGCAGCAACAACAACAGCAACAACUACAACAGCAGCAAUAACAGCAGGAGCAACAACAACAGCAGCAGCAAUAGCAGCAGCAAUAGCAGCAGCAACGUCCGUCUAGAGCAGCAGCAGCAGCAGCAGCACAGAUUGCAUAGGUGUCUGCUGUGCUGGCAUCCUCGUCUGCUGCAGCAGAACGGAAAGCAGCAGCUACAGCAGCAGCAGGAGCAGCAUCAGCAGCAGCAGCAUCAGCAGCAGCGCUAUCACAAGCAUCAUCAUCAUCAUCAGCAGCAGCAGCAGCAGCAGUAUCUGCAGGAGCAACUGCGUUUAGUGCUGCACAGCGAAUGCCUCUAUUUGCUUCCUGAAGCAUGCGAUCUAGGGCCCCUACGCUCGCUGAUACUGUCUCCUGCUGCUGUACGCCCGCUGCUGUCUGCUGCUGCAAGCCCGCAUGUCUUGCUGCGUCUUGCUGCUGCACUUAGAGAUGGUAAUGGUGUUGCUGCUGCUAUGCGCGGCCUACGCAGCUUGCUGCUCCUCCUGCAGCAAAGCCUCUCCAAGCAAGUUAAACGAAUUAACGCUUCUUUCAUCGGUACGCUAAGACAUACCCGCAGCAGCGCAGCACAUCAGCAGCAGCAGCAGCAGCAGCAGCAGCGGGAUGGGGACACAGCAGCAGCAGCAGCAGCAACAGCAGCAGCAGCAAUCGCCGACAAGCCUGCUGCACCUGAUGUCAAGGCGCUACCAGCAGCAGCUCCACACAACCACAGCAACAGCGAAAACAGCAGCAGCAGCACCAACGCGGAUGCAGCAGCAGCAGCUGCUGCUGCUGCUUCUGGGCAUGUAAUGCAGCCGGAUGACCCUGCGUCUCCACCGCAGCAGCAACAGCAGCAGCAGCAGCAGCAGCAGCAGCAGCUGUCUGUGGGGAGACACAGGCCCCAAGACAUCCUAAGGGCUUUAGGCCACCACGUAGAAGGCCUGCGGGCGUUAGCCGGGGGGCUUGAAGUCAGCAGCAGCAGCAGCAACAGCAGCGACAGCAGCAGCAGCAUCAGCAGCAGCAGCGAGGGAGAGAGCAGCGCUAGCGCAUACCGACGCAACAGCAGCAAAUUCUCUCGUGCAGCCUACAGGCAUAGCAGCAGCAACGGAAGCGCACAUGAUCCUUCCAGCAGCAGCAAACACCAGCAGCAGCAGCAGCAAGAGCAGCAGCAGGAGCAGCAGCAGGGCGUCCGUCGUCGUCGCACGCGGUUGCGCAGUUCUGCGUUGGAGUUCGUUGGAGGUUCAGAUGCCGCAGCAGCAGCAGCAGCGGGAAGAAGGAGCAGAUAG
Molecule: messenger RNA, 1857 nt
Organism: Eimeria acervulina
Lineage: Eukaryota; Apicomplexa; Conoidasida; Eucoccidiorida; Eimeriidae
Exons: 4
Coding region: 1-1857 (618 amino acids)
Source: RefSeq, a predicted model, not a curated record